CGGGCUGGAGGCGGCGCUGUGUCUCUGCGAUCGAUUGAGGCUGCCUUGGAGGUCUCCGGGGUGGGGCGCGGGCUGGUGCGUAGUACCCGCCUCCGGGCCGCCCCGUGGCUGGGGGAGCGGAGAGGGGCGGCGAGCGGGGUCGCCCUUACCCCGCCAUGUGGCGAGUGGCCCGGGCCUGGACCGCCUGCUUGCGGCCUCCCAGGCAGUGCCGCCCCCCGGGGCCGCGCUCUGGCAGCAGGGGGGCAGCGACCGUGGCGGUGGAGCCCGCGGCGGGGCUGGCGGACGAGCCGGUGGCGACCAAGGUGCUGGGGCUCGCCCCGGGGCAGCGGGUGACGCUGAGGGGACUCGUGGCGAACGAGCGGGGCUGCCUCUUCGACUCCUGCGCCCACUACCUGGCGGACAGCCUCGGGGAGCUGGACCUGUCCAGGGACUCUGCCCAGGGAGGGGACUACACUGGGGUGGAGCCCAUGGGGCUGUUCUGGAGCCUCUCCCCCGCCGGCAUGGAGAGACCCUACCAGAGGCUCGUGCCGAAGCAGAUUAAGACCCCCAUGAAAGUGGAGGUAUCAGUUCACCAAGGACACAGUCAGCCUGGCGGCAUCCCGGGGCAGGUCCUCGCCAAAGCCAAUGUGGAGAGAUGGUUCACUGCCCCCGGGAUACGAAGGAUUAGGCUGAAAGAGGGCAGUGUGAGAGGCAGCCUGUUCCUACCCUCAGGGGACGGCCCCUUUCCAGGAGUAAUCGAUAUGUUUGGUGAUGAAGGUGGAUUGAUUGAGUUCAGAUCCAGUCUCCUAGCCACCCGUGGCUUUGCUGCUCUUUCUCUGCCCUAUUUUGACUUUGAGGAUCUGCCCACGGUCAUGAAGGAUUUGCACCUCGAAUACUUUGAGGAAGCAGCUAGAUUUCUACAGCGUCACCCAAAAGUGAAAGGGCCAGGGAUUGGAGUGAUUGGGACAGGGAAAGGGGCAGAAUUGGCAUUUUCCAUGAUUACUUUCCUGCCACAGGUGGUAGCUGCUGUCUGUAUCUCUGGCUGUAGCUCCAAUACGGUCACUGCUCUUCACUAUGGUGAGCUGACUCUGCCUGGGCUGCACUUUGACAUGAGCAAGAUCAGCAUUUCUGAGACUGGUGUGUUUGAUAUUUUUGAUGCUCUGGAUGACCCAAUGGAUCCAGCUAAUUCCCACUGCCUCAUCCCCAUAGAAGAAGCAGAAGGUAAUUUUCUCUUGGUGGUAGGAGAAGAUGAUCGCAAUUGGAAGAGCUCUUUAUUUGCCAAGAUGGCAAUUGAACGCCUGCGCCAACAUGGGAAGGACAACUUUAAACUCUUGAGUUAUCCAGGAGCAGGCCACCGAAUCGAUCCACCCUUUUUGCCAUUUUGCUCAGUAGCCCUGGACCGUGUCCUCGGGUUGCCUGUUCUGGGUGGUGGGGAGGGAAGAGCACAUGCCCAUGCACAGGAACACUCCUGGGGGAAGAUCCAGGAGUUUCUGCGCUUUCAUUUGGGAUGAACACCUCACCACCUGAAAGCUGCCACUAAAUUGCAGGGAGCGGAGAGAUGAGCCACCCAAGGGAGCAGAGGACUGGAGGGACUGACUUAGAAAGAUCGAAAAGUUAAAUAUGCAGUUCUUGAUCAAAUGACAACUCAGUGGCAGGUGUAAACACUGAGGAAGGUGAGGAUUUGUUAAUGGUCAUGGAAGGGGCUUUAGGUAGGAGUAUUGGGGAGAAAUGGAACAAUGGAGAACUUCAGGGUUCAUGUUAAUAAAGAUUUCCUGAUGCCAAGAUCAAUUUAGACUGGGAAAUAAUCACCCAAGGAAGGUGGUAGAAGUUCCCUCGCUUACAGCAUGUGAAGGAGCCCAGCAACCUGGCCAGGCCUGCAGAGAAUGACAGGCGAGGAGACUGGCCUGCACCUAGUGGAAUGAUGGCAGCCCAAGAUGAUAAGAUUUUGAAACAGCCAUGCCCUGUGAGCUGGACAUGUUUGGCUCACUCUUUGGGACUUGAAUCCAGCUAGUUCAGCUCAGGUGUCUUCCACUAGUGCCCCCCCGAGCAUUCUAUUUUAAAGCUGUGACUGUUUGCUGUGCCUGCUUUGGAAAUCAUUUCUAUUUGAACUUUAUCUGGGAUGCAUACAUGUGUCUGACAUCUUGAUGUUGGUUAUCAGCUUUCAGCAAGCACAGCCAAUGGCUCCUUACACUGCCAAUCGGUUGCAGAGAAGAAAGAUCAAGUGUUUUCAAUGCCUGCUAAUGAGAGGGGGUAGUGCCAGCAGUGAUUUACUAGUGGGGUAUUCAAGAGGGACUCAUUUCUAUCUGUGGCGUCAUAGGCUGGCAGCUAAUACUUGGUUAGCGUAUAUUACAGUUCCACUGGAUAGCUUAGUUAAAUGCAGUUUUGUUAUAUGCAUUGAUAUAUUUCCUUCUUUCUUCCUGCAGUUAAGUCUAAUUGCCUGUUUUUAAAGUAGUAAUGACAAUUAAACGAAGGUUGUGAGGAAUUGAGUUUUUGGAAUUGCCUAGUAUGGAUAGUGACCAUCAGUAGCCAUUGGAUGGAUAUUAAAUGGCGGAUACUGAUUGCCACUAUGGAGAGAGCAGAUGGGGGAUUUGAAAGGAAGGAGAGAGCCUAGCCAACAGGAGGCAGUAGAGUCAUACAUUAAAUGGCUGUCGUAAACAGCAACCAGCUUAAGUGUCAAACAAUCAAAAACAAAAAAAACCUGGGAUAAUUCUCCCAUAGGUGCCCAGGUAUGAUGGAGCAACUGUGCCCACAGCUGCCAGGGGAUUGUUUCCAUUCGGAUUAAUUUUAGGCUAGUGCCUCCCCUCUUGCCUGCUUAGGGGGCCUGCCCCCUCCCAUCAUCUUGAGGGAAAGGAAUCACAAUUUUUUCUUCAAUAUUUCAGACCUCAGCUAGCCCUCUGAAACAGCGAUAGUGCUGGAAGCCUGGUUCCUAAGUGCCACUGCCAGCACAAUUCCCUUUCCAGGGUCCCUGUUGUCAGAGCAUCUUAAAAGAGCUGCCCAGGAGGAAAUGGAGCUUUGGCUUGUGACCUUGACUUUUAUUUAGUGUUAUGGAAACUCCUGGUCAGCAUGCUGUUGCUUGAUGCUCAUUAACUUCAAAUCAUCACACAUGCUCCGUGCACAUCAUCAGUGCCAGUCUCAUUCAUGCUCAGUCCACAGACAUCAUCCAAUCAUACUCCACAACAGAUAACUUCACUUGUGUUCACUUCCCCCAUACCACCUACACAACUGGCAUGUCACUCUCUCCCAAGUUGGUUAUGGUUAAAUGGGUCCUGCAGGGGGUUCUGGUGCCUAAACCUUCCCUGAAAAUAGAUAACAGUAGUACAGGCCUGCAGCUAGCUCUGAUAAGCACAGUAGUGCUUUCUGCACCUAUGUUAUUUCCUCUUCACCAAAGCUACUCCAGGUUGUGACCAGAGAAGGAGAGGUUGGCCAUUAGUUUCCCCUGUCUGCACUUUCUAACACUCCUUCUCACAUGUACCUCCACCAAUUUGAGCAAGAUGCCUGAGUGCCUUAGGUUGUGCAGUGCUUCCUGCCAACCUGUUUUGUUGCCCUCUCAGUGUUGCCUACUGAAUUUCCAUUGUGUUGUCUUACCUCUGCAGAUCCACUAUUGCAAGUUCCUGGGACAGGUUUCUAAAAUCUAGUGCAAUUCUAGUCAAACUGGGCCAGUUAGAGGUACAAGUCCAGUCAAACUUCUGGGUUCAUGUAUAAAUAGAUUCUGAAUGUAGAUAGUUAGAUUUCUCUAAUUUUAAAUGAAUAUCACAUUUUUCAUUAAUUAUCCAAAAGCCAGUGUCAACAGUUGUAAAACAAAAACCAAAACCAGGUGGUUUAAGAUGCCCUCACUUUAUUCAUAAAGCAAAAUCCUUUAACAUUUCCUUUUAAAAAACAGUAAAUGGGCAGGAAAACUGUUUUUAAAACAUUUAAUAUUGUGUAGAAAUUUGGCUGCUGCUUUGUUUUUUUUAAAUGGUUCAGAUUUUUCAAAAGGGAGAAGGAAAAAAAACCCUAAAAGCACUUAAUACUGCAAUCUGAUUGUGUAAAUACAUCUCACACUCAAAAGAUACUAAUGACCAAAUAACAAAGACACAAUGAUCUGUAGCAAAUUGGUUGUUUAUAUAAUUAAAUAUUAACAACUCAAAUUCUAAAAUGCAUCUUAUUUACACUGCUGAUGGAAUACCAUUAUAAACAUGCAGUAUGCCUUAAAACAGAGUGCCUGGUUGUGGCCAUAUUUAAGGCCUUAUUUUUAGGCCGAGUCUACAUUCUUUACUCGGAAAAAAAACUCAAAGAAUUUCAGUGGAAGUAGUGUCUGAGUAACAAAUGCAUGAUCAGGGAUUUUGGGAUCCCCAGAUCAAGGUAAAAUUAGUAUUGGUGUUGCAGAAUUGUUUCAGAAUUUCUUUCUGUGCAAGAGAGGCUAUGGUUCAACCUUUGCACUAGGCUGAUAAUGCCAUAAGUAUAACUUCAACAGAGCUGAAACAGGAGUGGCUAAAUUCCUAUUGACUUCAAAAGGGAGCAAGAUCAAUGCCAAGGUGUCAUAUCAGCUCAGCUGAUGUUUAUGCAGUCCAUGACAAAUAAACUACAUUGUUCAAAUAAGGAGGUUUGUUCAACAAAUUAAUAGCAAUAUGUACGUUUGCAAGUGGGAUGAUGGAGCUAGUUUGUGUGAACUGACUUUAUUUGCAAUAUUUUAUCUUUUUGUCUAUUUUCAUGAAUAGCUUACAAUAAAUUUCUAAAAUGUGUGGCUAAUGUGUUUUUUCUUUUAAAACAAAAGGUUUGGGGGAGGAGGCAGUGAAGAUACUCUGCUCAUGAUCCUGUACCAAAUAUGUUUCUGCU
This is a messenger RNA of Dermochelys coriacea (leatherback sea turtle), 4794 nucleotides long. RefSeq names its product acyl-coenzyme A thioesterase 5-like. Gene Ontology annotation, cellular component: peroxisome. The transcript has 3 exons. Lineage: Eukaryota; Metazoa; Chordata; Testudines; Dermochelyidae. Gene Ontology annotation, molecular function: fatty acyl-CoA hydrolase activity. The record is from RefSeq and is a predicted model, not a curated record. Gene Ontology annotation, biological process: fatty acid metabolic process; acyl-CoA metabolic process. The coding region runs from base 156 to 1490 and encodes 444 amino acids.